CGACUUCUAUUGGAACAAGAAGAUACCGAUGGUGAUUGUCAAAUAACCAUACAUGAUUCUGGUCCAAAAACUAUAUCCCUUGGUACUGCAGACUCUGAUGGGCAUCGAAAAUUUGAAAUUCGUGGCACUUAUCAAUUAAGUAACCUUUUGCAAGAAUUGGCUCUUGCUGCUAGUCAUGGUAGAAAACAUGUAGUCUUGGAUGAAGCUAGAUUAAAUGAGAAUCCUGUUGAUCGUUUAUCUCGUAUGAUAAGAAAUCUUUUUUGGGAUGGUUUAACUAGAAGAAUUGAUGCUGAAGGAUUAGAAGCUAUCUGUGCUGAUCCAAAAAAUAGAACUGCUGAUCAUUCCCCUAGAAUAUAUAUUCCAUAUGGUGAAGAUGAAGUUUUUGCUUAUUAUAAGUGGGUCUCGGAAACUCGUCCUCAUUUAAAAUUGGAAGUGGAAAUGCUUCCCAAAGAUAUAACUCCGGAAUAUGUAAAAAGUAUAAAUGAUCGACCUGGUAUUUUAUCUUUGGCAAUGCGUAAACAAAUUGAUGAUCAAGGAAAUGUUACCUUUAAAGGUGUUCCAUUUAUUGUACCAGGUGGUAGAUUUAAUGAGAUGUAUGGUUGGGAUUCUUAUUUUGAAAUCUUGGGUCUAGCUGUUGAUACAAGAAUAGAUAUGGCAAAAGGCAUGGUUGAUAACUUUGUUUAUGAAAUCACUCAUUACGGGAAAAUCUUGAAUGCCAAUAGAAGUUAUUACCUAACUCGUUCUCAACCUCCUUUCCUUACCGAUAUGGCCAUGAAAGUUUAUGAAAGAUUAACUGAGGAUGAUCAAUCAAAGAAAGAUUGGCUUAAAACUGCUAUUCGUGCUGCUAUAAAAGAAUAUCAUACAGUUUGGAUGAGUGAACCACGUUAUGAUCCUGGUACUGGACUUUCUAGAUUUCAUCCUACCGGCCUUGGCAUACCACCAGAAACUGAAGCAAGUCAUUUUGAUCAUGUAAUUCUGCCAUAUGCUAAACGUCUUGGUUUAACAAUUAAAGAAUAUGCUGCAAAAUAUCAAGCCCUUGAAAUUCAAGAACCUGAAUUGGACUCUUAUUUUUUACAUGACCGAGCAGUUCGUGAAUCUGGUCAUGAUACAACAUAUCGUUUUGAUAAACGAUGUGCUAACCUUGUUACUAUUGAUCUUAAUAGUUUAUUAUAUAAAUACGAGGUAGAUAUUGGUGAAAUAAUUCUUAGAAUUUAUAAUAAUCAGUUUGACCUAGAAGAUGGAACCAUUGAAACUAGUGAACCUUGGUUUGAAAGGGCAUUAGUUCGUAAAGAAAGAAUUAAUAAAUAUCUUUGGAAUGAAGAGAAUUCCCUAUAUUAUGAUUAUGAUAUUUCGCAGCAAAAGCAAUCAAUAUAUGAAUCUGUCACAGCUUUUUGGGCACUUUGGGCUGGUUGUGCUAGUCCAGAGCAGGCAGAAAAAUUAGUCAAAGUAUCUCUUCCUAAAUUUGAGGUUCUUGGUGGUCUUGUUAGUGGUACGGAAGAAUCUCGUGGCCCAAUUACACUAGAUCGACCAAACCGACAAUGGGAUUAUCCUUUCGGGUGGGCACCACAUCAAAUAAUGACAUGGCGUGGUUUAGAAAAUUAUGGUUAUAUGACAGAUGCUCGACGAUUGGCGUAUCGUUGGCUGUUUACCAUCACAAAAUCAUUCGUAGAUUUUAACGGUGUUGUUCCAGAGAAAUAUGAUGUUGUUACAUUAAGUCACCUUCUUAAAGUGGAAUACGGAAAUGUAGGUGUGGACUUCAAAUUUGUACCACGAGAAGGUUUUGGUUGGAUGAAUGCUUCAUAUCAAGUCGGUUUAUCCUACUUAACAAGUCAUAUGAGAAGAGCUUUAGGUGCAUGCACGAGACCUGAAGUUUUCUUUAAGCAUAAAGUUACAAAAGAUGCCGCAGUACCUUUAGAAAAUACUUCGGUAUCGGAUCAUCAACGACUAAAAGCUCUUGUUCUUGAAAUUGAUCAAAAUUUAGCAUCAUCAUCAUCGGUUUCUGAUUCAAACACCGUUGAUGCAACAGUCAUUAAAGAUGAUACACUGCCAGUAAAA
Racocetra fulgida is the source of this 2055-nucleotide messenger RNA. The record is from the annotation of a GenBank genome assembly. Lineage: Eukaryota; Fungi; Glomeromycota; Glomeromycetes; Diversisporales; Gigasporaceae.